GUAUAUAUAUAUAUAAAACCUUAAAAUUCUUAUAACAACGGUUCUAUGGUUCUACAGCUCUCUGGUCUGUGCUUUAAGACCUCCAAGGAGGGGAAGCCCAAUGUCCCUAUAAAUCAUUGGAUUCAGGAUCAAACCAUUCCAUCCCCUCAAGACAACAUCAAACAUUAAAAAAACACUUCCCCAUAAAGGCCUGCUUUCAGAUGUCUUCCAAUUAUUUAUCUCCUUGGCUUGUGGGUAGUAUAACUCCAUACCCUCCAACAUUUAUCCGAUGAAAAUAGGGACAUCCUAAGGAAAGAAAUCAGAAACCUGAAAAUCUGGGGCUGUCCCUGGAAAACAGGGACACUUGGAGAGUCCGCUCUGCGUGUGUGUGAGAGAGAAAAAGAGACACACAGAGAAAGAAUAAUUCAAGCAGCUGUGAUUUCUUUGGGGGGUGGGGCCCUGAAGGCAGCUCCUGCCAACUCAGUCCUCCGAAGAACCUAGGAACUGAGCUGCGGUUCCUAGAGAGGCAGGAAGUUUUCCCCAUGUGUGGGAGUUGAGGGUAGAAUUGCAAGACAAUGGUGCCUUCGCCUCCCUUCGCAUCCCAGCAAAAGGAAGACAGGGCAGGUGAGAUUCAGCAGGAGGGAGAGAGGGAAGGAAGGAAGGAAGGAAGGAAGGAAGGAAGGAAGGAAGGAAGGGUGUGUUUGUGCAGAAAAAGACAAGACCCCCCCCCCCAAAAAAAUGAAUAAAUUGGGAGGACUGGGCGACACUGGAGGGAUGGAUUGGGAGAGGCGGCAGGUGGGAACGGGGAGAAUUUUCCCUUUUUGGAGAGAAAGGGGAAGUCUAGCUCCUCUCUUAGACUCGCAGGUGGCGGGAGGGGGGGUCGUGAUCUGUGCAAUCCGAAAGGGGAUCCACAUAUCUGCCACGUUUCCAUUGCACGAUCCCCUUUGAAGCAACAGCCCCGCCUCCCCGCCCAUCCCAUCAUUCAUUCGCAUGGGGAAUGUGUGGGUUGGGGGAAAGCAGAGGGUGCCUGGGAAUCAGCCCUGCUUGCGAGGUGGGGGAAGAGAGGGAGGUGAAAAAGACCCCCCCCAAAAAAAGACUCCGAGCUCCUCCAGCUGCAAAGGGGGUCUGCCCUCCAAGCCCCGCUCCCGCUUUGCAUUGUCUUCCUACCCUCCCUUCGCAUUCAGAUCUCUCUCCACUCACCCCGGGACAGAAGAUGGGAGGACUGCAGAAUCAUGCCAUUGUAGAGUUGGAAGGGAACCCAGAGGGGCAUCUAGUCCAGCCCCGCUGCGAUGCAAGAAUCCCUGCCGGGAGACUUGUUGAAAUACUUGUUUUCCCUCUCCCAGGGAUAGGCUGGCUCAGACCCGCUAGGAAAGAGAGUUCGGAUCUGGUGCACUUUGCACCUAGAAUCAUAGAAUGGUAAUAAUAAUAAUAAUAAUAAUUUAUACCCCUCCCUUCCCAGUUCAGUGCCUGGCGUUCUCUGGUCCAUGGGGUCACGAAGAGUUGGACAUGACUAAACGACUAAACAACAACAAGUGUGUUCAGGGGUCUCUCUUCCUUUGAUAGUUGAAAGUAAUAAUAAUAAUAAAAAAUAAUAAAUUUUUAUUUAUACCCUGCCCUUCCCAGUUCAGAAAACCGGGCUCAGCUAACAGGGCAGCUAACAAAAAAUUUAAAACACUUAAUUGAUGCAACAACAAAAAAACCAGCAUAAAAUACAGUAUAAAAUGUGAAUAACAAUAAAUUCAGAAUUCAAAAAUCAAUUUAGGGGCUAAAUUAGUCCUACUUGGGCCAGCGAGGAGACCAGGGGAGAAUUAGCUGUGGGAUCCCAUAGUAGGCAAUCUUCAUAAAAAGGGAAGGAAGGGGAAUAAAAGAUCAGGCUAAGUUCAAAUUGAAAGCCAGGCAGAAUAGCUCUGUCUUACAGGCCCUGCGGAAGGAAGUUAAAUCCUGCAGGGCCCUGGUCUCAUGGGACAGAGCAUUCCACCAGGUCGGAGCCAUCACUGAGAAGGCCUUGGCCCUGGCGGAGGAUAAUCUAACUUCCUUAGGGCCCGGGACCUCUAAACUAUGGUUAUUCAUGGACCUUAAGGUCCUCUGCAGGGCAUACCAGGUAGAGUUGGGAGGCAGUCCCAGGGGUCAUCUAGUCCAACCCCCUGCAAUGCAGGAAUCUCAGCUGAAGCAUCUGUGACAAAUGAGCUGGGCUAGCUCAGUCGGUAGUGCAUGGGACUCUUAAUCUCAGGGUUGUGGGUUUGAGCCCCACAUUGGGUGAAAUAUUCCUGCAUUGCAGGGGGUUGGACUAGAUGACCCUCGGGGUCCCUUCCAAUUCUACCAUUCUAUGAUUCUAUGAACCUCUGCUUCAAAACCUCCAAGGAAGGAGAGUCCACCAGCUCCUGAGGGAGACUGUCCCACUGCCGAACAGCUCUUACUGUCAGAAAGUUCUUCCUGAUGUUGCGUCGGAAUCUCCUUUUGUGUAACUUAAAUCCAUUGGUACAGAUCCUGCCCUCCAGAGCAGGAGAAAACCUGCUUAGCUUUUAUGCCUGUGGCUUGCUUUUCCUUGUGUCUGGGAGUGCUCCCUUGCCUUCACCAAACUGGUGCGCUCCAGAUUGUGGCUGGACUACAACUCCCAUCAGCCCCAGCCAUUAUCACUAAUGGUGAAAGAGGGUGGGAGCUGUAGUCCAGCCACACCUGGCAGGGAAACUGGCAUCGGAUUCAUGCUUCCCCCGUCUCCCCCACAGCCACUGCGAUGCCAUCGGAGGCCCUACCUAGAUCGUCUCUUUGGGCUGGAGCGCAAAAUCCAGCAGACGCCUCAGGUAAGGGAAGGGACUCGUGGGGAGAGAUGGAGGAGGCAGCUGGGGGCCUUCCUUUGGGGUCACGAUGUGUUUGUAUGCAGGGAGGGGUUCAGGAACUGACAGAAUAUUCCUCUUUCUGUUCACAUUUGGCACUGCAAGAUGUUAUUGCUUCCGCUUUCCCAACUGCAGAAUCAGCCUUGUCCAUUUCAUAUAUAUUUUAAAAUACUUUUCAGGUUUAAAUAUUUCACUGAUUUUACAAUCAUUUUGACAUUUCAAAGCUUGACUUCCUUCCCCCUCCUUCUGCGGUUCCUUAAAUUUAUAUUUAAUGUCUUCUGCAUAUCCAAAUUAACUUAAUUUGCUCAUUUAUUCAUCUUCUUUAAAUAUAUACUCUUAUGAAACUGAAGGUUAUUACAGUAAUCCUGCCAAUGUUCUUAUCUGUUUACAAUUUAUUUGUAAAAUGUUCAAUAGACAAUUUCAAUUCUUUUAUAAAAAGUUUAUUAAACAAAAAGAGUUAAAAAUGAAACACCCCUCUCUUGCCUCACCCCAUGAACAGUGCUGCAUUCAGUGGUUCUCCUGCCCCCCCCCAUCUGAUUGGGGGGGGGGCACUGAGGUGGGAGGAGGGGGAAAGCACUGUUGCACUGAGAAGACUGGAAAUGUUUGUUGAAUAUAUGGCGGGGGGAAUUGUGUACACUUGAAAACGUUGGCAGCAUUAAGAUAAAUUCAACAGUGUAAAUAAGCUUUGAUGGAUGUAAUAAUGGAAUACUGUAUGGUUUAGUUUACCUAAAAUAUGCAGGGAUUUUUGAUAUGCAAAAUGAACCAUGGAAGGAGAAGAAAGAAAGUCAUGGAUAUUUUAAGGUUGUUUAAAUGAGUAUUCUAAAUUGUAAAACAGAAAAUUUAAUAAAAAUUACAUACAUAUAUAAAAAGAAAGCACUUUUGCAGUAACAAGGGACGCGGGUGGCGCUGUGGUCUAAACCACAGAGCCUAGGGCUUGCCAAUCAGAAGUUCGGCGGUUCGAAUCCCUGCGACGGGGUGAGCUACCAUUGCUCAGUCCCUGCUCCUGCCAACCUAGCAGUUCGAAAGCACGUCAAAGUGCAAGUAGAUCAAUAGGUACCACUCCGGAGGGAAGGUAAACGGCGUUUCCGUGCGUUGCUCUGGUUCGGCAGAUGUGGCUUAGUCAUGCUGGCCACAUGACCCGGAAGCUGUCUGCGGACAAACGCCGGAACCCUCAGCCUAUAGAGCGAGAUGAGCACACAACCCCUGAGUCGUCCGCGACUGGACCUAACGGUCAGGGGUACCUUUACCUUUACCUUUGCAGUAACAGGACUCACAACACUGGCUCUUGCCAGCACAACUAUUUAGUUGAAUUUGGUUGUAAGAAUCCCAUUGCUGCAUUUUUCAUAAGCCUCCACACUAUUGGUAAAAAUACAAUACAAUACAAUACAAUACAAUACAAUACAAUACAAUACAAUACUCUCUCAGCAGCUUUGUGAGUUUCCCCCUGCUUGGCUUAUGUGUCUGUCUAGCUUAUUCAUUGGCCACUGUUCAAAUCAUAAUAAUAUUAUAAUAAUUUAUUAUUUAUACCCCGCCCAUCUGGCUGGGUCUCCCCAGCCACCCUGGGCGGCUUCCAACAAAGUAUUAAAAUACAGUGUUCAAAGAGGGAGCAGUGAUACACGUGGGGGAAACUACCUUCAAAUGAAGAAUCCUCCUUUCUUUCAGCAGAGAAGAAGGUGACUGCGUAUUUCGCCAAGGGGGAGUAAAAUCUCCCGGAUCCAGGCCACAGAGCUUUGUACAAGGAAGCCACGAUGGAGAGUUGUGGGAAUCUGCACUCUGUGGGUAAAGAUCUCUUUGGCUGAUUGAGGCUGGAGAGGGGGAAUUCCUGUUCUGAGUAUUUGCCACCACAAUGGAGGGGUUCCAGCAUGGAACAUGGUCAGUGCAUCUGGCUGUUAACCAGAAGGCUGGUGGUUCAAGCCCUGGGAGGGAUGGCUAUGAACAGUAUUAAUGCAUCGCAGGGGUUGGGCUGGAUGACCCUUGGGAUCCCUUCCAAAUCUAUGAUUCUAUAAAAUAUUUUUACCAAUAAAUAAACUGGUUUUAUUCUUUUGUUAUUAUUUUACUUUCAAAUAGUGCACCUGCUAAGCACCAGGGCUUGGGCAUUGUAGUGAACUUUGGAAUAAAGCUUUUGGAAAUAAUCAUGCAAAAUGUUGCAGUCAGCAAUCUUUAGAGCUGAGAGGAAUACAGCUGAGUGCCUGUUGUAAGCCAGAUUUCAGUAGCGUGCACAGAGAAGAAUGGGGAGAAUUUUGGAGCUGUUGUCAUUAGAGAAAAGGCUAAUUUGACUCAGUCCCCUGAUGAGAUUUCUGCCUUGAACUCCUAACAUGAAGUUUUUCUUUUCUGCACGCAGGCCUCAGACAGAAGGACAAUGAGAAUUCUGCGGAGCCAUCUGAGGUGUCAUCAGAAACGGCCAAGCAUUCAGUGGGGAAGGAGCUUGGUAUUCAAAGGGGAUGGAAAAAGCACAUGGGAAACCAACCAAAGGCAGGGAGGAAGAGAUUCUCUGCUUCUCAGGGUGCCAGUGUCCACAAACUCCUAAUCCCACAGGAAGAUCAGAAAGGAAAUAGAAAAGAAAAAUGCCCGGCGUGUGGGAAAACAUUCAAAGAUAAAUCAAACUUGAGCAGGCAUUGUAGAACCCACACAGGGGAGAAACCAUAUGAGUGCCUGGAAUGUGGAAAGAGCUUUGGUCACAGCCACCAUCUUACCGUUCAUCAGAGAACUCACACUGGGGAGAAACCCUAUAAAUGCACACAUUGCGGAAAAGCCUUCAGCGAUAGUGGAAGCCUUACUACCCAUGAAAGAAUUCAUACAGGGGAGAAACCAUACAAGUGUACGGACUGCGGAAAGAGCUUCAGCAACAGCGGAAGUCUUCAUACACAUAGAAGGACUCACACGGGUGAAAAACCGUAUAAGUGCCUGGAAUGUGGAAAGAACUUCAUCCACAGCGGAAGCCUUCAUGCGCAUCAGAGAAUCCACACAAGGGAGAAAAUGUAUACAUGCGUGGACUGCGGGAAGUGUUUUGCUUCUGGCAGCCCCUUUAACACACAUCCCGAAAUCCACACGGAGGAGAAACCUUAUAAAUGUAUGGCGUGUAGAAAGAGGUUCAUCAGUAGUGGAAGCCUUAAUUCUCUGCAAAUAAUUCACUCAGGGGAGAAACCAUACGAGUGUGUUGUGUGUGGGAAAAGCUUCAUCGACGGCAAAAGUCUGACUGUGCAUGAAAUAACUCACACGGGGGGGAAGCCAUAUAAGUGCCUGGAGUGCGGGAAAAGCUUCCGCCAAAGCUAUAAUCUUACAUCACAUCAGAAAACUCACACCGGGGCGAAACCUUACAAAUGCAUGGCGUGUGGGAAAAGCUUCAGUCGUAGUGGGAGCCUUCUUUCCCAUCAGAGAACCCACACAGGAGAGAAACCCUAUAAGUGCAUGGAGUGUGGAAAGAGCUUCAUUGAGAGCCAGCAGCUUACUUUACAUCAAAGAACUCACACGGGAGAGAAGCCCUAUAAAUGCGCAGAGUGCGGGAAGACCUUCAGCACGAGCGGAAGCCUUAACAGACACCAAACGACUCACACAGGGGAGAAGCCCUUUCAAUGUGCUGAGUGUAGGAAGAAUUUCAGCCAGAGGACACACCUUACGAAACAUGAAAGAACGCACACGGGCGAGAAGCCCUACAAAUGUGCGGAGUGCGGGAAAAGUUUCAGCACGGGCGGAAGCCUUCACAGACAUCAGACGACCCACACAGGGGAGAAACCUUUCGAAUGCGCGGAAUGCGGGAAAAGCUUCAGUCGUCGAGGGAAUCUCAAUACACAUCAGAGAACCCACACAGGGGCAAAGCAACGUAAACGUGUGGAAUGUGAGAAAAGCUUCGGUGCAGGUGGCAGCCAUACCUCGUAUCAGUGGAUCAGUGAAGAUGGUUAGCUGUUUCUGGUAUAAAUAUCUGUAUUAAUGUGCAUUUGUUAGUUUCAAUAAUGAGGGUAGCCGUGAGGGGCAAGACUUUUCUGGCACCUGAAAGACUGAAACCAAUUUACAGUGGUGCCUCGCAAGACGAAAUUAAUCCAUUCCGCGAGUCUCUUCGUCUAGCGGUUUUUUCGUCUUGCGAAGCAACCCUAUUAGCGGAUUAGCGCUAUUAGUGUCUUAGCGGCUAUUAAAGGCUUAGCGGCUAAAAGGCUAUUAGCGGCUUAGCGGCUUAGAAAAAGGGGGGGGAGCAAAAAAAACCUCAAGACUGGCAAGACAUUUUCGUCUUGCGAAGCAAGCCCAUAGGGAAAUUCGUCCUGCGAAGCGCAUCGAAAAACGGAAAACCCUUUCGUCUAGCGGGUUUUUCGUCUUGCGAGGCAUUCGUCUUGCGGGGCACCACUGUAUUGAGGCGUAAGCUUUUAUGGCCUAAAGUUCACAUCAUCAGCUACAUGGUUUUAUCUUGGUCAGGAGGCACUCCCCAAUUUGUGCACCCCCCUCAAUUUUUGUGGGGGUUCCAUUCCAGGUCACUGUGCAUGUCAACAGUGCACAGGUAAGCCCACCACACCCCAUUGCACCCACUUCCGGGGCCAAAAAUGGUAUACACCUGCUUUGAACACGUGGUCUGUGUGUGUGGUUUGGGAGCUGCACGGUCAGGGGAAAAACAAUGCUGUCCAGGGUUGUAAAGACUGCGGAGAGAAUAAUUGGAUGCACUCUUCCCACCUUGGAGCAAAUCUACGCUUCCAGGUGCUAUAAGAAAGCUGCAGAGAUAGCGCAGGAUAUGAUCUCUUUCAGCUUCUGCCUUCUGGAAGAAGGUACAGGGUUAUAAAGACUAGGACUAGCCACCUGAGAAACAGUUUCUACCCAAAUGCAAUUUUGGUUUUAAAUGCAGUGUAAGGAGUCUCUAUGGGAGUAUAUUGUAUUUUUAAAAUGGGGUUUGAGAGUUUUUAGGGGGCUAACCAGGUUGGGAUAGCUGGGAUAGCAGGCUUGUUGGUUUUGAAUGUCUUAUGUAGAUUAUUUUUUUUCAAUUUUGUUGUUCUGUAUGGGACAAUGACAGUAAAGAUUAUCGUAUCAUAUCAAAUGGGGAGUUGCCUGUAUACGCAUGUGGGGUGUACAAAGAAAAAUGAAAAUAUUGAGGUUUGAUGGAAAGGAAAUGCAGAAAAUUCUGUGACAAUUAAGUGAAGCUUCAAGGAAAAAGAGUG
Podarcis lilfordi (Lilford's wall lizard) is the source of this 7948-nucleotide messenger RNA. The record is from the annotation of a GenBank genome assembly. NCBI's taxonomy places the organism in Eukaryota, Metazoa, Chordata, Lepidosauria, Squamata, Lacertidae.